UGUCCCACAGAAAAAACUUUUGUUUGUCAAGUAUCACAGCAACAUACCAUAUUGACAAUUCGUUCUUCGUAAAAAUGUCAUCACAUUUUUUAAAUGAUACCCCUCAAAGUUCAAGUAUCCUACCGACUUUGGUAACCAAGCUGCGAUGUAAGUCUCUUUCGAACAUUCCUUACCGUUACAAAAUAUCCAUUCUACUCUGCACUGGAGGCAUCGCUUACAUUCUCAUGUACAUCUCCUUCAAAGAAGCCUUACAGCAUAUGAAAGAACCAGAACCGUACACUAAUCUCAGUUACAGCGGUCAGUGCAAAUUCGCAAGAAAUGUAAGCAAAGUAACCUACGUAAAGCCCUCGUUCCACCUCUGGGCCCCUUCGGAUUAUCUAAACCUCGAGUUGGCACCCUCAUGUGGUGUCCUCGUAACGGCCUUUCCUAGUGGAUAUUUCGCGGAUAUGUACGGCGGAAAAUACUUUGUCUGGAUUCCAGUAAUACUCCUCGGUCUGGUAGAGGCGAUAAUACCCCCCAUACUCAGCGGUGGUGAUAUGGACUACUACAUUUUGAUGUUCUGGCAAUUUCUCUCCGGUGUUGGACUUGCGAUGUUUUAUAGCGGCGCUAACUCGAUUCUAGCCCAGUGGACACCCGUGGAAGAGAGAGCAAGACUGGCUUCUAUAGCUUACUGUGCAUCACAGUUCGCUGUUGUGUUCCAUUACGGAACUACCAGCAAUUUCAUCCUCGCGACAAAAAUGUGGAACGCGCCUUUCUACUUGUACAUAGCAUUGGGGUUAAUCUGGGUUGUAUGUUUUGCGUUCUUCGGGUUUUCGCACUACCAGAGUAAAAAAAACAAAUGGCUGCAUGAGGAAGAGCUGCAGUUCCUGACGAGGAAACUAGAAAAUAUGACAGCUUUUCGCAGAAAAAAAUUCCCCUGGUUGAAAUUUUUCACGUCGUUUGCUUUAUGGGCAGUGGUCGUUGCUCAUUUCGGUUUCAAUUGGAUGUGGAAGGUGAUGCUCACCAACCUUCAUCCCUAUUUAAGACAUGCCCUCUACUUCGACUAUCAGACAACCGACGGUUUAUGUGCUCUCUCCUAUUUCUUGAUGGGUUUGAUGACAGUACUGAAUGGAUUUGUUGCAGACUUUUUGACGAAUCGGAAAUACGUACAUUUGAUGACUCUGCGCAAGCUCUACACGACUAUCGGUCUCAUGGGACCGAUCACUUUUCUUCUAUCGUCCAGCUAUGCUGGCUGCCAUUGGGAAUCGGCGAUUGUUUUGAUUACUAUAGGGAUGAUCCUUAUGUCUUUCUACUUUAGUGGCACCAGAAUCAACACUUUGGAAUUUGCACCGAAUUUCAGUGCAUCCGUUAUGGGUAUGAUGAAUACAUUUGAUAUCACUCCUGUUAUAGGUGUGCCAAAACUUGCAGCAAUUAUUAGACCCCAUAAUACGCUACCGGAGAAAAAACUGAUGUUUUGGGUAUACGUGGGCAUGGUUGCUUUCUGCACUCUUACGUUCACGUUCAUCGGCUCUACGGAGACUCAGUCGUGGAAUGGUGAUGACCAUGAAGAAGAAGAAAUAGAGAUGGAGAAUUCCUCUAUGACGCCAAGAAACCAAUAUAUGGACCCACGAGUCACAUAAAUA
Zophobas morio is the source of this 1622-nucleotide messenger RNA. RefSeq names its product sialin-like. The record is from RefSeq and is a predicted model, not a curated record. The transcript is spliced from 4 exons. Gene Ontology annotation, molecular function: transmembrane transporter activity. Gene Ontology annotation, biological process: monoatomic anion transport; transmembrane transport. Gene Ontology annotation, cellular component: plasma membrane. The coding region runs from base 75 to 1619 and encodes 514 amino acids. Lineage: Eukaryota; Metazoa; Arthropoda; Insecta; Coleoptera; Tenebrionidae.